Messenger RNA from Carassius auratus (goldfish), 4258 nucleotides. Its product is annotated as phosphatidylinositol 5-phosphate 4-kinase type-2 alpha-like. Gene Ontology annotation, cellular component: plasma membrane. Gene Ontology annotation, molecular function: 1-phosphatidylinositol-5-phosphate 4-kinase activity; 1-phosphatidylinositol-4-phosphate 5-kinase activity. The transcript has 11 exons. The coding region runs from base 502 to 1821 and encodes 439 amino acids. Gene Ontology annotation, biological process: phosphatidylinositol phosphate biosynthetic process. Lineage: Eukaryota; Metazoa; Chordata; Actinopteri; Cypriniformes; Cyprinidae. The record is from RefSeq and is a predicted model, not a curated record.
GCUGAUCUAAAGCGGAGCUGUCAGAGACUGAGGCAGCAGAGCUCGAGCCCGAUCCAGCUGCUGCAUUCAGGCGCGGUGGAUGUCUUCAGAUGCCCAGUCUUCGUCGGGGCUUGACUUAAGCAGGACAGCGGUCGUUUCUUUUUAGUAUUUUGCUGUUUUUUAUUAGUUACGUUCGCACUGAGAGAUUCGUAAGUGGUCGUACCAUAAUAACGAUAGUUAACGGGUUUCCGCCAUGAUUUAAAUGAGGCGACACACCUUUUUUUAUGUCGGGGUGGUGUAAUAUAAGCUAUCAAAAGACGGCUAGCAGUUAGCUGGUGGAUAGAGUUUUUCACCGUUCGUUUGCAGAGGGAUGCAUGAACGCGAUGCAUUAAAUAACGUAAGGGACACAUUGCAUGUCGAGAUCCGGCGGAGCGCUGCUGAUUGUGAACAGCUCGUGUCAAGACCUCGCCAAAGAGCCACGCGCGGAGAGGGAUUUGAUUGAUCCGAGCCUGCUCGCUAAACAUGGCCUCUGCAGCUAACAACCUCGCUUCAUCCAUCGCCAGCAAAUACAAGAAGAAACAUUUCGUGUCUCAGAAGGUGAAGCUGUUUCGGGCCAGCGACCCGCUACUCAGCGUCCUGAUGUGGGGAGUCAACCACUCGAUAAAUGAACUCAGUCACAUCCAGAUUCCUGUUAUGCUGAUGCCUGAUGACUUCAAAGCCAACUCAAAGAUCAAGGUGGACAACCACCUCUUCAACAAAGAGAACAUGCCAAGCCAUUUCAAGUUUAAGGAGUACUGUCCCCUAGUCUUCCGCAAUCUGAGGGAGCGGUUCUCCAUUGAUGAUCAGGAAUAUCAGAACUCUCUUACACACAGGGCCCCGAUUCCCAGUGACUCUCAGGGCCGUAGUGGAGCACGUUUCCACACUUCAUACAACAAGAGGUACGUCAUCAAGAUCAUCACCAGCGAGGACGUGGCCGAGAUGCACAACAUUCUCAAGAAGUACCACCAGUAUAUAGUUGAGUGCCACGGAAACACGCUGCUCCCUCAGUUUCUGGGCAUGUAUCGCCUCACAGUGGAUGGAGAUGAGACCUACAUGAUCGUUACUCGUAAUGUCUUCAGUCACCGGCUGCCUGUUUACAAAAAAUAUGACCUGAAGGGAUCAACAGUGGCAAGAGAGGCUACCGACAGAGAGAAGCCACGUCCACCUGAGGAGGCUCCGUCCAAAUCACGCAUGAGCCAAAAGCUACAAACCAUCCGGAUCGCCACACGCUUUUACUGCGCCAUAAGACACACCAAGGAGCUUCCAACUUACAAAGACAAUGACUUCAUCAAUGACGGCCAGAAAAUCAUCAUAGAUGAAGAGAACAAGAAAAUGUUUCUGGAGAAACUCAAGAAUGACGUAGAGUUCCUGGCCCAGCUGAAGCUGAUGGACUACAGUCUGCUGGUGGGGAUCCAUGACGUGGAGCGAGGGGAGCAGGAACAGCCGGAGGAGGAGAUUGAAGACAAUGACGCUGGGGAGGAGGAGGGGACGGAGAGCGAUGGAGGGGCCACUGGCUCCCCGCCAGACAGCCCCAGUAACACACUAGACAGCAAUAGACCUCUGGGACCGGGAGAGUUUGACCCCAUCAUUGAUGUAUAUGCCAUCAAGAGCCAUGAAAAUGCUCCUAAAAAAGAAAUCUACUUCAUGGCAGUGAUUGACAUUCUUACUCCGUAUGAUGCCAAGAAGAAAGCAGCCCACGCAGCUAAGACGGUCAAACAUGGGGCAGGGGCAGAGAUCUCGACGGUCAACCCCGAGCAAUACUCGAAGCGGUUUUAUGAUUUCAUCACCACUAUUCUGUCCUAACCGCUGCCUGAGGCUGUAACAGUAACAGGUGGUCACAUAUGAUCUCAUAUCCUGGGAGAGGUUUUGCUGUGUGUAACUGAUCCAGCUCUCAUGUCUGAGAUCUGUCAAGAUCUUUUCUUUUUCUUCUCUGUUGGAUUUUUCGGUAGGUUUAUGACUCCAUGUGGUUGUUAAAGGAUACAUGUGAUAUAGUCAUGCAUAUAUAGCGUUCUGUAUACUUUUGUGUUCGAUAUUGUUGACUGAGAAACCACGUGUUAUUGUUUGUGCCCAGCAAUGUGGUAUGGUUAUCAUACUGGAAUUCUCAAAGCUGCUUAUAUAUUUAUUUUCUUUAUGUUCUUUGCCGAAAUCAAUUCAUUGCUCUCAAAGAAGUAGUUCACUCAAAAAUGUACUCACCUUCAGACUAUCCAAGAUGUAACUCAGUUUCUUCAUAUGAACCGAUUUGGAGAAUUGUAGCAUUAAAUCACUUGCUCACCACUGGAUCCUCUGCAGUGAAUGGGUGCCGUCAGAAUGCAGUCUAAACAGCUGACAAAAAACAUCACAAACAUGUCUUGUAUAGCAAAAGAUGCAUGUUUGUAAUAAAGAAACUCAUCAAGACAUUUUCAACUUCGGUUAACUGGAGUCUUGUGGAUUGCUGUGAUGUUUUAAUCAGCUGUUUGGACUCCCAUUCUGACGGCACCCAUUCACUGCAGAGCAUCCGCUGGUGAGCAAUUUCUCCAAAUCGGUUUGGAUAAAGAAACAAACUCAUCUACAUCUCGGAUGGUCUGAGACACAUUACACUUUUUAUCAAGUUUAAAUUAGUCAUUUUUAAGUGAACUAUUCCUUUAAUAAAAAAAUAAGUCCAGUUUUAAAUAAUGAAAAUAUAUUUCAAUUUAUAAAAUAAAUUUAGCCCUGAACAAAUAUGACCAGAGUCAGAAAUUAAAAUAAAUUGGGCCGUAAUUGUUUGAAAGUGUUGAUUGCACUAUCGCUCUUUAGCUGCAGGCAGUACCUUUAAAUCCGAUCUGUUUACAAACUGUAUGUAACAGUGGAAAAGAAUGCAACUUCAAGAUCAAUAACUGCAUUUACAGUUGAAAUCCAAUCAGUAAAUUAGAUGUAGAUGUUCUGCCUGUUGUGCAUCGGAAAGUCUUGCACAGGAGCUCAAUAUUUGCAAUUGGCUCCGAUUAUAACGUUUAGUAUAACACAACUGUUUUUGCACAUGAUCUAAUGCACCAAAACAUUUAUGCAACUGAUUCCAGUUUUACCACUGACUCGCCGAGGGUCACGCAAUAGUAGUGAUUCGUAGAAUGUGUUAAAGCACCUAAUGGGUUACAUGUGCGUUGCCACUUUUGUAUCCCUAAUGAAAGAACAAAACAUUGCCUGUUUCAUGUUGUUGUAUGAAAAUGAAGCAUAUUUUGUACCUACCUACCUUUUUUUUUUUUUUUACAGUAAUAAUUAGCAGGUUUACAGUGGGCCGUUCUCUUGAGAAUGCAGUUGUGCUGGCGCUAUAUUGAUGCUUGAAUCUGCUUAUAGUGUUUCAGCUGCACUGUAAAGAGCGAGAGAAUGCUGCCUUUUACUAUUGUUAUCUCUCUCUCUCUCUCUCUCUCUCAUCACUGUUGAAUAUUUGUGUGACCCCAGAGACCUUUAGUAUUAUAAACUAACUAGAUAUUGUGAUAUGUCUUCUUCUGAAAUAUCGUUUGCAAAGUAAUCCUAAAUAUUCUACUGUAUGUGUUGACAUAUAUACACUGUGCGAGGGUGUGCCUUUUUUACUCUGAAUUAUUUAAUUUUGUAUUUGAAUCAUUUUUUUAAAAAGAGACGCUUGAAAAAUGUUAUUUUCUAAAAAGGGAAAGGAGAAUAGGACGAAUCCUAAAGUGGUUUUGCUGUUCCUCUGUAGAUGUGUAAAUAUGCGAGUGUAUGUGUUUGCAAUAUUAUGACAAUGUUGCAGUCCUAAGAGUUCCCCGACCCUGAUCAGUUUUGCCUAAUUUACUAAUUUGAUUCCUACAUUGUCGUUAUAAUUGCAGUUAUUUUUUGUUACAGUUACUAAUUAGAUAAUAAGCGAUGUCAGUUCUUGUUUUUGACUUUGAAUUUGAUGUCUGUACUGCAAAAAAAGCCACUUCUUUAAACUUUUUGGGAAAAAAAUACUUCACUUUGUCUCAAAUUGUAAAGCGUUAUGAUCUCUUUUGUGUUGUAAUUUGUAAAAACAUGCAUCCAUGUUGAAGGUACAGUGUGAGUUUGAUACUUUCAUGUUUGAGGAAGAGAAAAAAGCUUUGAAGGAAUUGUGAGCUCUUUUAAAUAUGCGGUCAAAAGGAGAUAUUAUCACUUGUCAGUCUACUUGUCAUAACUGUUAUCUAUGUCAUGCAAGUGUGCAGCUCUUGUGUGUGUGUGUGUGUGUGCUGUAGACCCAAAAUAUUUAAGAGCACUCUGUCCCAUAAGCAUUGCUCAAUAAAACGAUGCAUUGCUCAGCUUG